This is a messenger RNA of Nothobranchius furzeri (turquoise killifish), 8355 nucleotides long. Lineage: Eukaryota; Metazoa; Chordata; Actinopteri; Cyprinodontiformes; Nothobranchiidae. The record is from RefSeq and is a predicted model, not a curated record.
ACUCUAGAAAGUACACAGCUGGUAUUAAUGGGAUGGAAGAAAGAUUUUAACCAACACAAACUGAUGCCCAUAUUUAACCUCUACGUAUCAUUUUAACCUUGUCACAACAAACCAUUAUUUACUUAUUUACUGUCCCAUCGGCAUCAGAGCCAGACCCUUUGAGAUCCAGAGUUCGGACACUCCCGUAGGCUUCAAUAGAAAGGAUGGAAGUAAUGUCGGCCAUGGAGCUUCGGAUAGUUCCACACCGAGCCCUAAGCGAAGGCUGGAGUGGUAAGUUUGCUGAAUCCACCUGAGCCUUGUGUGUGUCCUAUUCUUCCGAUGGGUUUCCUAUUAAAAUUACACCAGCCUUCAAGGGUUGAAGGUGAGCGAGCACUUUGCCUCUUUUACUGGCUUGUUAACACCUUUAACUUUCUACAAGCAGAGCGUGAUGUCAUCCCUCUGUACACAUUCUGUAGAAGGGCAGCAGGCGUAAUCUCUUUCCCCUCUCCAUUAGACAAGCACUGCUUAAACUGCAUGACGCUCCAUGCACCCCCUGGCCACUUCCCUCUCGCCCAGAACACAGAAAAGAAACAAAAAAAAAAAAUAUAUAUAUAUCAAAAACACAUAGUUUACCUCUCUAACAGAGAAGAGACACUGACAACCAAUUGUGGUUGAGCUCUUGAUCCUACGAUGACGCGUUAAUCCCUCUUGUUCAAACAGGUUAGGAUGAAAACUGGUAAUCGCAGGUCAGAGUUUACGCCCGUUUUGUUUCAAAUGAAAUCCUUACAAGAAAUCCGUAGGAGAUGCAGCGAGACACGUCCCAUCACCUCAUUGCUCCACCGCGCUCCAGCUGUCAGUAAUUCUGUUUUAAAAUCUGAACUUACAUCUAAACUAGAACUAUUUUCAUUUGAGUUAGGCGGAACUUCGGUCUUGGGCUGUAAACCCACAUGAACACAUAAAUGGCGUUUGUGUGGAUAGUAACAAUGUUUUCAAGGAUAUCUGGAGUACAAAUCAAUCUGCCGGCUAGUUGUUGCUUAGGUUUUUUUAAGGGUUUGGGUAUGUCUCAAAUCGGUGCAGUUGUUGGAUAUCCUUACAUAAAAUCUCUACUACUAACAAAAUACCUGCUGAUCUCUGUAAUUUCUAUCUGACUAGUAAUAAUACUUUUUGUACUGGGAUACAUUAUUGCUUUGUAAAAUGGGGAUACAACAAAGAAGCCAUGGAACUGUCGACUAACUCUUUACCCUUGCUAGGGUGAUGGAGGGGUCAUGGUGUUUUGUGGAUUUGGAGAAGCCUUAUGACCGUGUCCCCAGACGCACCCUGUGGGGGGGGCGCUCCAGGAGUAUGGGGUGGAUUGUCUUUUGCUCAGGGCCCUUCAGUCCCUGUACCACAGGAGAGUGAGUUUGGUCCGCAUAGCCGGCAGUAAGUCGGACCUGUUCCCAGUGAGGGUUGGACCCCACCAGGGCUGCCCGUCGUCACCGGUCCUGUUCAUAACGUUUAUGGACAGGAUUUCUAGGCGCAGCCGUGGUGUUGAGGGUGUGGAGUUUGGUGGCAGGAGAAUCUCAUCUCUGCUUUGUGUGGAUGAUGUGGUCCUUCUAGCUUCAUCAGGCUCUGACCUUCAGCUCUUGCUGGGGAGGUAGGGCUGUCGCAAUAAUCGCAAGAACAAUAUAUCGCGAUAUUAAGAAACCCACCGUGCUGCAUGACGUGCCACCGCAAUUACUGCACUUGAUUAAAUCUCGCGACAGCGCAUGCUGAGAGGUAAAGUCCGCGCUGAUCGAGGAGAUAGUAGGGCAUUUUUUUUAUUUCUGUUAGAUGUUGCUGCCAAAUUUGCAUUUCAAAGUUAAACCUCCUGAAUGUUGUUUUUAAGUUCAGUCAGAGAAUGCCGUUACUGCCCUUCGAUCUGCAUUCAGUAAAGUGUUAAAAACGGCCAUGUAGUUUUCUAACAUGUUUUAAAUGUGUAAGCACAAUGUUUCAAAGGAAAUAUUGCCAAGAGUUUAGUAAUUAACAAACGAAUUUGCUAAGUAAAUAAAUAAAAACGGGGUGCAAUAAUAUCGCAUACCGCAAUACUGAGCUGCCCUGACUCGCCGCAGGGGGAAUUCCUCAAUCGCGACAGCCCUAUGGGGAGGUUCAUAGUCGUGAAGCGGCUGGGAUGAGGAUCAGCACCUCCAAGUCUGAGACCAUGUUCUCGACCAGAAAUGGGCGGCUUGCCAACUCCAGGUUGGGAGAAAGGUCGUGCCUCAAGUGGAGGAGUUCAAGUAUCUCAGGGUCUUGUUCACGAGUGAGGGAAGGAGGGAGCAGGAGAUCGACAGGUGGAUUGGGGCAGCAUCUGCAGUGAUGCGGAUGCUGAACUGGUCUGUUGUGGUGAAGAAGGAGCUGAGCUGGAAAGCAAGGCUCUGGAUUUACCAGUCGAGCUACCGCCCAGUCCUCACCUAUGGUCAUGAGCUUUGGGUAAUGACUAAAUGAACAAGAUGGCGGAUACAAGCGGCCAAAAUGAGUUUUCUCUGCAGGGUGGCUGGGCUCAGCCUUAGGGAUAGGGUGUGGAGAUCAGACAUUCAGGAGAGACUCGGAGUAGAGCCGCUACUCCUCCAUAUCAAGAGGAGUCAAUUGAGGUGGUUUGGUUAUCUUGUUGGGAUGCCUCCUGGACGCCUCCCCAGGGAGGUGUUUCAGGCAUGUCCUGCCAGCAGGAGGUCCCCUGCUCGACCCAAGACACGUUGGAGAAAGUACAUCUCUGAUCUGGCCCAGGAACGCCUUGGGGUCCUGCCGGAGGACCUGGUGGAGGUGACCGGGGAGAGGACGGUCUGGAACUCCCUAUUUGGGAUGCUGCCCAUGCACGAUUCAUUUUCAUGCUGGAUGCUGUUGAGUAAACUUCUGUCCGUAGCACAGAGCUGCCGAUCAGUGUGGGAACGGGAAAAGAAAAUAUCAGUGUGUGUGUGUGUGUGUGUGUGUGUGUGUGUGUGUUUGGCACAAGAUUAUGAGGACACAGCAAAUUAAUAAAAUAAAGUGGUUUAGAGUCUCCAAACUCUGUUUUCAGAGACCAUCUUCCAUGUAGCUCUACAACCUCUGGUCACUUUGCUUCCUUUGAACUGCAGCUGAUUAAAGUCGGGCGUAAGGACCCGUUCUACUGUGCUGUGGUCUAUCGUCCACCUGGUCCAAACGGUUCUUUCCUUCAGGAGUUUAGUGACUUUCUAUCCUCCACUGUGAAGCUGUCCAGACUGGUGAUUGUUGGUGACUUUAACAUCCACGUUGAUGAUCCCUCCGAUCUCUUUGCCAUGAAUUUCUCCAGCCUUAUGGACUCCUUCAGCUUUACCCAGCAUGCUUCUGGCCCCACACACACCAGGGGGCACACUCUAGACCUUGUUUUUACCCUGAGUCUAAAUGCUGACAGUGUUUGUCCUGAGGACGUUUAUUUUUCAGAUCACCAUUGCAUUUUCUUUAACUUGUCAGUUUCUGCGUCCCCACCUCCUGCUCGCCGUAUGGUUAGUUCUCGUUUUCUUAAUGAGAGCACAGCUAGCAAUUUUUCUGCUGCCUUUGAUCCACCCUGUUCUUCUGAUAACGACCCAGAUUCCUUAACUUCUCAGUUUAACGAGCACUGCCUCUCCAUUCUGGACAACAUCUGUCCUGUCAGAACCAGAUCAGUUCCUGCAGUGAACCCUACUCCCUGGUUUAAGGACAGCCUUCGCAGCCUGAAGCGCCAAUGCAGAAAAAUUGAGCGUUUGUGGAAGAAGACCCAUCUCCACGUCCAUCUGCUGCACCUAAAGGAUCUUCUGACAUCCUUUAACUCUGCAGUCAGAGACGCUAGGGUUUCCUAUUUCUCCAACCUGGUGUCCCAGAGCAAAGGGAACCCCAAGGUGCUGUUUAACACCAUCAGCAGCAUCGUCUCUCCUGCCUCUCCUACAGCCUCCAUCCACUCUGUUGCAGACUGUGAGAACUUUCUGUCUUUCUUUGUGGACAAAGUCAAUAAGGUUAGAUCUAGCAUCUCUCCUUCAGCCUUAUCGCCGCCUCUCCCGACUCCAACCAGGCCCAUCAUCCUAGAUAGCUUUGCUCCUGUUUCUUUGCCUGAGUUAACCAAACUAGUUAACUCUAUGAAGACCUCUGCAUGCCCCCUCCACAUCUUACCCUCAUCUUUGUUUAAAAGUGCUUUUCAGUCCAUCGGUCCCAGCGUGCUCUCUAUAAUUAAUGCUUCUCUGGUCUCUGGUCAGGUCCCUGCUUACUUUAAGAACGCUGUAAUCCACCCGCUUCUUAAAAAACAGAGUCUCGACCCCUCUCUCCAUAGCAGCUUCAGACCCAUCUCUAAACUUCCGUUCAUCUCCAAGAUCUUGGAAAAGGUUGUGGCUAAACAACUCACAGCUGCUCUUGAUGAACAGAACAUCUAUGAUAGCUUCCAGUCAGGUUUUCGUAGAGCUCAUUCUACUGAAACAGCUCUUCUUAGGGUCUCUAAUGACCUUCUGACUCACAGUGAUGCAGGGGACGGUUCUGUUCUGGUCCUGCUGGACCUGACUGCAGCCUUUGACACUGUUGACCAUCACCUGCUGCUGGAGAGGCUGAGAGACUGGGUAGGCAUAUCAGGAUCUGCUCUGAGCGCUCCUUUUCUGUGGCCGUCUCCAAGUUUAGGUCCUCCACCACCUCUCUUACCCAUGGUGUCCCACAAGGUUCUGUGCUGGGGCCUCUGCUCUUCCUCCUCUAUCUGCUUCCUCUUCAGCACAUCCUGAGCUCCUUCAAAGGAAUCUCCUACCAUCUUUAUGCAGAUGACAUCCAACUGUACAUCUCCUUUAAGCCCCAUGAGAUGUCUAAGCUGCAGCUGUUACACACCUGCUUAGACUCUAUCAAAACCUGGAUGGUGGGAGCUUUCUUCAGCUGAAUGAAGAUAAGACUGAGAUCCUCAUCUGUGCCCCAGACAAGCUGGUUCCCAAAGUCAGAGACUCUCCUGGUCAGCUUGCUUCUCACACCAAACCUUCUGUCAGGAAUCUUAAGCCACCUCACUCAGGCAUCUGUGCAUGCCUAAACGGGGUUCUAUUCGCGUCAUUUGGCCCUUGCAGCUACGCACCGCUCCGGCCUGGCCGGCAGCCCGGGGCACCUGUGCACGUCCGAUGAACAGAAAUGUUGACCACCCCGACACCAGAAACCGCGAACGGUCUCGUCGUCUGCACCUCACCCUGACUCAGCAUCUCCUCUGAGCCCACCAUUAAAUACACAUCUCAUAACUAGGGGAUACACUAUCUUUACCACACUGGUGGUGUGAUGACACAGACCAAGUUUGAUGCUAUUCUGACCAUGUUGUGUAGCUGUUUUUCAAAAAAUGACACAUCAACCACAACGGCUGCUGUUGUUUGUCCAGCGCCACAAUGUCUGGUUGAUUUGCCAUCACCAUUUUGUCAGUCUGGAUCUGGAAGUCCCACAGGAGCUUGGCUCUCUUGUUCUCAACUAUCUUAGGGGGUGUUACCCACUUUGACCUGGGGGCUUCCAGUCCAUGCUCUGCACAGAUGUUCUUGCACAAAAGUUGUUCAAGGGCCGAAUUCUUUCCAGCAGACACUGUGAGGGCCAGAUGCUCUUCUAAAACAAAGUUGAAGUAUUGUUGUAUCUUCAUUUAUUGAUAUUUAAAAAUGCUUUGUUUUCCAUUUAAACUGUUUUGACAGUUUCAUUACCGAAUUACUGUAAAAUAAAAUGUAUCAUCGCUGUAAUAAAAUAUCUUUAGUGGAAUAAGAAACUUUUCCAUAGAAGACUCUUAUGUCCCUGCCUGGAUGUUAACCCAGGUCCCCGGCGUGUAACACCCAAAACACACCAGACGCGGAAGCGCAAAGUGCCGUGGAACGGCGCCCUUGAUAACCUACGCUGUCGGUCACAUCAGCUGUGAAGCGCCACGAAGGCUCGCGCCAUGCAGCAAUCAUUUUGGCAAGAGCUCUAAUUUUUUAGUGAAUUGCAUCAAUUCUGGAAGGACGUGAAACCAAAACAGAAGAGUCAGCCCUGUAAAUGCACAAAAUAAAGGAAAAAAUUCAAAAUAAUACACCGCGAUCGAUAAAUGUGAUCAUGUAUGUGUAUCUAAACAGACUAGAGGGAUUAAAGUGAACACACACACACACACACCUCGGGGAGGGGUGGGGGGUGUUGGAAAACAGCAGGCGUGAGCAGAAGCGCUCGUUGGAAAUUCUCUCUUGACGUGAACAGCGGAGGUGCGGACAGCGCAUGGAUUUCGUGAGAGAUCCACUUCGCGGCGCUUCACAGCUGGUGUGUUACGGGCGUAAGGCCUAACCAGUCCAGCAACCUCUGACAUGAACAGGAAGUCACCUGGUGGAAGUACACACAACUGAUUCACAGCAUGCUACAUGUUAAACUACACAUAACUAGUUGUAAAAAUAACAAUUAUACAUGUAGCUGUGGCCACCAGUAGAGGUUCACUGCUGCACACGACGCCAGCCACUUGGUUGUGACAUCCCACAUUACGCCCAGAACACACCCGCUGCGAAGUGGAUCGCUCACGAAUUUCCUGCGCUGUCCGCUACUCUGUUCACAUCAGGCGAGAAUUUCCAACGAGCACUUCUGCUCACGCCUACUGUCUUCCAACCACCCCCACCCCACCCUGUGUGUGUGUGUGUGUGUGUGUUCAUUUUCAUCUCUUUAGUCUGUUUAGAUACACAAAAAUGACCACAUUUAUCAAUCGUGGUGUUUUAUUCAGAACAUUUUAUUUUAUUUUGUAAAAUUUACCAGCCUGCCUUUUAUGUUUUGGUUUCACUUCCUGCCAGAAUUGAUGCGGCUCAUGAAAAAAAAUUAGAGCUCACGCCAAAAGGGUUGCUGCGCGGCGGGGGCCUUGGCGGCGGCGCUUCGACGUCUGGUGUGUUCCAGGCGUAAGCUUUCCCUGCCAGCAUCUUCAGCCUGCAGCUAUGUGGUGGAUUGUCUCAGACACCUCUUCUGCCUACACCUUGCUGAAGAUCGGGCAAAUGAGUGAUCUCCCAUCAGCCGACCUGGCUAAAAGGAAGGAGUGAGACAACCACAUCUCACCUGGAUUACUCAACACUCAGCUCUCCAGCCGUAACCAUUUAUAUCACCACCUGGACGACCUGCUCCCCUGCCCUCAGCUGGGACCAACACCGCCUGUGAAAACGUUUCUCUCCUGAGCUUCCUGGAUCUCUCUUUGGCCUGGUCCCUGCCCUCAGACCAGAUGUCCCUGCCCUCCCAAGCCUCCCUCUAGAUAUGGAAAGUGUAAGCUCCAGGUUAUUCCAUGUUCAUCACUGCUGGCCACAUUCUAACUUGUGUCUGCUUACAGAUGGCUUGUAGGGAUCAGCUAUGUGCUGCAUCUCUCACCUCCUUGUGACGGUGCUGCCUGUUCAUAAACCUGUAUGUUGGUAUUCUAACUCACCCGUGUCUGGAGCUGGUGAUUCUCUGUGUGUUGGGUCAAGAAACUAGCUUCAAACAUGACAGGAACUCAGUGACUGGACAAGCUGCCCUAGGUAAGAUUUCUACUACCUGACAGAAGACUGAGCUCCAGAUAUCAGAAUAAAAACCUGUUGUUCCUGCAGAUGGCAUCAGGUCAGUUUUCUCUCAAUAUUUAAGAUUGUUUAGAUUUCCAGUGAAGAAUAAAUGUUUUCAUGCCACGUGUGCUGGUUUUCCUUUAGAUCGUGGAUACUUGUCGUCUCCAGUGGGGCGGCGUACACUGUACUGGUAUUGUUAGAGCUGCUGUCUGUAAUGUGUAUUAUGUGUUUAAGCAGAGAAGUUGGAGUUUUCUCACCAUUUUUCUGCUCCUCAGUCAGAUUCUCUACCUGUGGGGUAAAAACAGCCAGUGAUUCCUGCCCCUGUGCUUUCCACACAAACCUUUACCACCAUGGCUGAAGGGGCACCUCCGUCCUGUUCUGUUUCUAGUUUAGCUGCUCUGUAACGUGAGCCUGCUCGCUCCACUUUCUAUUCUUGUUGGGAUCUGGAGAGCUCAGCUGUCUGCCCAGCUGUUCAUUGUCUGGCAGAAACACCACCUAAUCUGACCAAAUUCAGCUGCUCUCCCCGUGUUUUACAGCCAUGUGUGACUGAAAUAAUUAUUAUUUAAGGGUUUAACCUUCAGCCAUGAAUGGCCCGUUCCAGUCAGAACUGUAAGAGGAACUGGAACAAAUGCCCCAUUUAGACACUGACAGUGUUUUUACGUAGAGCCUUUGUUGUGAAAAGUUCAGAGCACAUAUUUAUUACAUUUAGAAAGAACUAAAAAUAAAAUAUUUUUACUUUCUGUAGAUUUAAAUUGAAGAUUAAUGAUCGUUUGAUUUAAACAGACUCACCUGUUAGAUCAGCUGCAAUGAUUAUAUCGUCUUUAGAUGUUUCGUAACCCUCACAAAGCUCACAACAAAAGUUUGUCCUCUACUGAAAGUGAACUUAAGUCAGGAGAGGAAGUAGCUACUCACCGCU